AUGGAUUUUGAUUCUUUGUCGAAGACCUUUACACAUUUUGUUGUCGAGGACCCAUCAGCCUGUGUAUCCAUCAGACCUUCACCUACCACCUCCUCCGAACUCGUUUGUCCCAAUUGUAACGGUGGGUUCCUAGAGGAAUACGAAAACCCUAACCCUAGGCCGGAAACCCCAAAUCCUUUUCUCGCCUUCGAAGAUCCUUCACCUUUCUCCUCUUUCUCAUCUGGCUUCCCGCUCGUUUUCUCCACCACUUCCCGUGCCGGCGCUGGGAGUGGCGAUUUCCAGAAUCCUAAUGAUUUAUCGGCACUCUUUGGUGGUCCGAUGUCUCGACCUGGUGGUGUCCAGAACGCUGAAGAGUUUAAUCCUUUUGCAUUUCUACAGAAUUAUCUCAACACCUUACGAGCAGGUGGGGCGAACAUCCAGUUUGUUAUUGAAAACAACACAGAUGGAGAUCCGUCGGGGUUUCGUCUCCCAUCGAAUCUCGGUGAUUACUUCAUUGGUCCUGGGUUAGAACAAUUGAUUCAACAGCUUGCUGAAAACGAUCCUAAUGGAUAUGGCACUCCCCCUGCAUCAAAAUAA
Molecule: messenger RNA, 576 nt
Organism: Lactuca virosa
Lineage: Eukaryota; Viridiplantae; Streptophyta; Magnoliopsida; Asterales; Asteraceae
Source: the annotation of a GenBank genome assembly